Kalmanozyma brasiliensis GHG001 is the source of this 7755-nucleotide messenger RNA. Its product is annotated as Protein of unknown function DUF3712. The record is from RefSeq and is a predicted model, not a curated record. NCBI's taxonomy places the organism in Eukaryota, Fungi, Basidiomycota, Ustilaginomycetes, Ustilaginales. Bases 1 to 7755 code for a protein of 2584 amino acids. Gene Ontology annotation, cellular component: fungal-type vacuole membrane. The transcript has a single exon.
AUGGCGGACGACGGCUACGGCUCUCGGGAGAAUCUCCGUCGACGCUCUGGUCCCCAGAGUGUCGCCUCCGACACUCCCGCCGCCGCUGGCUUCUACCAGCCCGGUCAACCCAUUGGCUUCAUUCGCGCUCGUGGCAGUCCUUACGAGAAAAAGUACUUCUCCAGGAAGCUCGGUUACUGCUGUCUCUUCCUCGCCCCAGGUGUCCUUCUCGUCACCCUCGCCAUCACCCUGCUCCCCGUCUUGUACGCUGUGGCCAACCAUGCUCUCCACACUGCCGUGCUCCACGUCUACGAGUCCAACAUCACCUCGCCAGGAAACACCUCGUUCCCUUUGACGCUCGAAGGUCAAACCAAGAAGGUCGGCAUCUUCCCCGCCCACCUCUUCUUCCGCGAGCCCGUUCAGGUCUACUGGGUCUUGCCUCCCAACCCCGGUCAGGUCGCUUCGCCAGAGACCUUGACCGAAGUCAACCUCGGUCAGUUCCGUCUCGACUACAUUGGUGCCGCUGCUGGUCACGCUCGUAUCAAGCAGGCCACCAACUUCGAGAUCAACGACGUCGACGGCUUCGGCGAAUUUGCCAAGUUCCUCAUCUCCCAACCCGAAUUCACAUGGAAGCUCAAUUGCUCUAGCGUCCAUGCCGAGGCUUUCUCGUUCUUGCCCACUUACAAGAACUUGGUCUUCAACAAGCACAUCAUCAUCAAAGGUUUCAACAACUUUGAGGAUGUCGAGAUUCUGGAUUUCCAGCUUCCUGGCGAUGACCCUGCUGGUGGUAUCUCGCUUUCGGUCACCACUUCGCUCGUCAACCCCUCGCCUUUCGGUGUUCAGCUUGGCACGCUCAACCUUGGCCUCUACUACCAAGGCAUGUUCCUCGGUCCUGCCACCACCAGCAACCUCAACGUCUCCGCAGGUCGUAACGUCAUCACGCUCAAUGGUCGACUGGUGCCCCACACCGAUAACGCCACCGAGCUCGAGUUGCUCGGUCAGCUUUUCACCGGCUACAUCAACGGCGAGACUCUGCCCACCCAGGCCCGCGGUGUCUCGGUUCAGCAGGCCAACGGCGACAACGUUGGCUGGCUCAGUCAGGGUAUCACUGCUCUUGAGCUGCAGGUGCCGCUCAAGGCCCCUGCGCCCAUCAACCCCAUCAAGAGCAUCAGCAUCGGCUCGCUCGCCCUCAUCUACACGCCCGAGACCGCCUACAGCCCCACGGCAUUCUCGAGCGCUCUCGGGGCAACGCUCGGUCUUCCCUUCGGUUUCACCUUGUCCAUCGUCAACACUGCUACCACCUUCACUAUCCUCUUCGAAGGUGCCCAGGUGGCCACCAUCAACUCGGCCUACUCCAACACCACCACGACGCUGCAGCUCGUCAGUGCUGGUCAGACCGCAGGUACGCUCGACCUCACCCUCGCUCCUUCGCAGCUGACGCUUGCCAACAACACCCAAGCCGCUCGCACCGAGCUCGAGGACUUCCAGAAGUACUUCACCUUCAGCAGUGGAACCGAGAUUCGCCUUCAAGGUGCCGCCAAGGCCAUCACCGACACUCCUCUGGGUCGCGUCGUUCUCGAUGGCAUCAUCUUUGACGUCGACAGUGGUCUCUUGGGUCUGCAGGGCCUCACCGCGUACCCGACGCUUAUCACCAGCGUCGACGUCACGGGUGGUUCCAGCGACGGUAUCCUCCUUUCGGUCGGAACCACGCUCGUCAACCCCUCCAACUUGAACCUCACCGUCGGAGACAGUGGCUUCCAGCUGGUCAACAACGGAGAUGUCGUUGGUACCGUCACCAUCCCCGGUCUGGACUUGAUGACUGGCCGUAACGACGUCAAUGCCACUUCUGUCUUUGACGCCAACGCGAGCCCCAACGGUUUGGACACCCUCAACCGUUUCAUCUCGGGUCUCGACACCCAGCUCGGCAUCAACGGUUACGAAGGUUCCACCACGGUCUCGUCGCUGUUGCCCGCUCUGUCGUCGCUUCGCCUCAACGCCACGCUGCCGGGUCUUCGCUCCACGCUCGUCCGCUCCGCCAACUUGACGGUGCUCACCACGACCGGCUACACGAACAACAUUGCCAACUCGACCGUCUUCCUGGCCAACCCCUUCACGUCGCCCCUCACCAUCACGCGCAUUCGCUCCAACGUCACUUCGCACGGCAUCUUUGUCGCUAGCAUUGACACGCCCUUGGAGUUCACUGCUCAGGGCAGGGCCACCACCCAGUCGCCGCCCGUCCAGCUUGGCCUCAACCUGUACCCUCCCGACAUCUUCGCCCUCGUGCGUGCUCUUGCUAUCGAGAGUGGUCAGGACCCCGCCUACAUCGACGGUGUCGUUCAGCUCGGUGGUUACUCGCUGACGCCCACCACCUCGGCCAACUCGCGUCGCUCCUUGGCUGCUGGCCCUUCGGAGGCCAGCUUCGAGAAGCGCAACGAGCUCGCCGAUGCCAUGAUGGACGGCGGCAACAGCGUCGAGACGCUUGCCGAGGUGGCCGACUGGGCCGAGCGUGACGAAUCGGACUCGCUGGAGGAGGCGGGCACUCUCAAGAAGCGUGCCAACCUCUACACCGGCUUCGACUUGCCCACCUACAUCAGCCGUGCCUUCUCCAGCGCCACGGCCAACCUGGAGAUCGUCUCCGAGGCCUCCAUCGGCGACUACUCGACCACGCUCACCUUUGCCCAGGCCAACGUGCCGCUCGGUACCGAUGUGACGCUCAACAGGCUUCUGCCCGUCCUGGCCUCGCCCAUUGUGCAGAAGAUCGUCGACAACUCGAUCCUCAACAUCGACCGAGUUACGAUUCUCAACCCGCAGCAGAACUCGUUCCAGACGGCUCUGCAGGGUACGAUCACCAACUCGGGUCCCUUCGAUGCCACGAUCCAGUUCACCAACGGUCUCAAUGUCACCUGGAACGGUCGUCUGCUUGGUCAGAUUGCUAUGCCCAACGUCUCGCUUGCCGGCGACGUCGGUGCUACGCUCGAGAUUCUGGCCGAGUUCGUCGUCGCCGACGUCGGCUACCUCACCGAAUUCACCCGCUUCCUCCUCACCGAACAGAGCUUCGUGUGGAACAUUGCCGGCGAUGGUCUCAGUGUUGCUGCUCUGGGUAUCCAGGUCGACAACAUCAGCAUCUCCAAGAACGUCAUCCUCAGCGCCUUCAACGGUCUCCGAAACAGCGUCAUCAUCAACUCGUUCGACUUGCCCUCCAACGACCCUGCUGGUGGUAUUCGCCUCACCGCCGCCACCACCAUCUACAACCCGUCGCAGGUCGGUGUGCAGCUGUCGCGCUUCGGUGUCGGUCUCGACCGCAACGGCAGCUACAUUGGUCCCUCGGCUGCGCAGGAUGAGUUCGUGCUGCAGGCUCUUGCCGUCACCACCCUGCCGCUGGUGGGUCGUUUGGUACCGCAGACCACCGAUCAGGGUCUCGCCGUGCUCUCCGAGAUCUUCACUCGCUUUGUUGGCAAUCUCAACACGGGGGUCAACGUCUUGGGUGACUACGCCGGCCCCGAGAGCGUUACGUGGCUCAACGACGGUAUCAAGGCGCUCAACGUCGAAGUGUCGCUGCCGUCGCAGCAGUUCACGGUCAUUCGCACCAUUUCGAUCAACCAGAUCUCGCUCUUCUUCUCGGUUCCGUCGGCAUAUAGCCCGCCCACGAGCUCCAACGACACGCAGUCGCAGUUCUUCCUCCCCUUCGCCUUCCCUCUGGACAUCCAGCAGGUCGGUGGUGGCUUCAUUGCAGGCUACCAAGGACAGGACAUGGCCGUGCUCGACAUCCCGCUCUCGCCUUCCAUCACGGACGUGACGGCGCGUAUCUUGACGCUCAUGUUCAGCGACGUGCCCUUCGCGGUGUACGGCAACCAGCACCCUAGGUUCUCGCAGUUCCUGGCAGACACCACCGCGGGUACGCAGGUCACCUUCAACCUCAACGGUCGUGCCAACACCAAGGCGCUCACCGCCGCCGGUCUCGUGACCAUCAGCGACAUUCCUUUCGACGUCGACACCAACCUGUUGGGUCUGCAGAACCUCAACGCUCGUCCUGCCAUCAUCUCGAACCUGGAUGUGUUCCGCGGUUUCCCCUCGUACCUGCAGAUCAACGUUGACGCCGAGCUCUUCAACCCUUCGCACAUCACGAUCGGCACGGGCGAUGUCACGUUUGAUGUCUACUUCCAGGGCCGAAAGAUCGGAACCGCCAUCAUCACUGGUUUGGUGCUGGUGCCCGGUGUCAACAUUGUCCCCACCCAGGUGCGCUACUCGCCCCAGGGUUCGGCCAACGUGCGUGCUGGUCAGACGCUGCUCGAGAACUACGUGCAGGGCAUCGUCUCGAGCACGAUCAUCCAGGGUACCUACGACACGACGCCCAUCGAAUCGCUCAAGCAGGCGCUUGCCGGCAUUGCGCUCACGGGCGACAUUCCUCCGCUCAGGCAGCUCCUCAUCACGGUGGCUAGGCUCUCAAUCCCUCCCAACAUCGCGCAGACCGGUAUCGCCCAGGCCAACUUCGACCUGCGCAACCCCUUCACUGCUUCGAUCAACCUGCUCAAGGUCAAGGCGGAUGCUUCGUACCAGGGCAUCUUCCUCGGAGAGAUCAACCAGGACCUGUCGAGCAACCCGAUCAGUGCCCCGGGUCACACCACCAUCACGUCGCGCAACCUGCCGUUCAACUUCGACCUGGACCCCAAGAACCUCAUCCGCUUCGUGCAGGCAGCUGCCGCCACGGCGGGCGUCGAUCUGGGUCCUCUGCCGCCUCUGUUCGCUCAGGUCUUGGCUCAGGCCUCCACCCAGACGACCAUCAGCCCGUACCCGGACUUCAACCCUCCCAACUGCAGGUCGGGCAACCAGUUCGACGUGCUUGGUGCGAUUCUGCGAACGCUUCAGGGUCUCACCACCCGGCUCGAUAUUCAGUCGAGCGUCAAGCUGGACGAGUACUUCACCAACCUCAACUUUGUGCAGCAGCCCGUGCCCACCAUCACGGACAACACGGCGCUCUACUUGCUCGGUCCCGCCGGUGCCCCCAUCGUGCAGAACAUUGUCGACCAGGCCAUCCUCACAGUCGACAUUGCCAACGUCACCUGUGUCACCAACACGGGCUUCGACGUUUCGCUCUCGGGCGCGCUGCUCAACACAGGUCCUUUCGACGCUUACAUCGAGUUCCCCGAGCCGCUCACCGUCACGUGGCAGGGCAGGAACAUCGCUACGCUGUCGUUGCCGCCCAUCUGCGCCUUUGCCAACGAGGGUGUUCCUGAUCUGAGGACCAGCGGUCAUCUGACCAUCACCAAUCUGGGUGCCUUCACGGACUUUGCCACCUUCAUCUUGGCCAACCCCUCGUUCCAGUGGACCGUCUCGUCGCCCAAGGUGACGGUGCGUGCGCUCAACAUCAUCUACAGCAACGUCAUCCUGUCCAAGGUGAUCAACUUCCAGGCCUUCAACGGACUGCCCGGUGUCACUACGUCCAACUUUGACAUCUACGGCGAGACGAGCAACUCGCUGCUGAUCCGCACCAACGCCGCCAUCCCAAGUCCCGCCUCGCUCGGUAUCCAGCUCGACACGGCCAACUUCGAGAUCUUCUUCAUGGGUACCGACAUUGGUCCUAUCAGCUCGAGCAACCUCUUCCUGGCUGCCAAGACCACCACCAACACGGUGCUUCAGGGCAUGAUUACCGCCAAGUCCGGACGCGACCUGCAGAACACCGGCAUUCUCUUUACCAACUUCUUGCAGGGCAGGACGCAGAUCCUGCAGACCCAGGGUCGCUCGGUCGUCACCCAAUGCAACGGCAACCAGCCCGUCAACUGGCUCAGUACCGCCUUCAGGACGCUCACCAUCGACGUUUCGCUGCCUGGUCAGAUCUACCAGAUCAUCUUCUCAAUCACGCUUUCGGAUCUUACGGUGUUUGUCAACGGCAACCCUGCCGACUCGUACGUGGUGCCAUCGAGCUCCAACUCGACCAUUGCUACGUUUGCCAACCCCUUCAUGUUCAGCCUGCAGCCCAUCCAGGCCGCGCCGCACAUCAACCUCUCGUACGCCGGCGGCAACACGGCGUACCUGGUGCUGCCGCUGUCGAACGUGCAGGCCGGCACGUCGCGUGGACCCAGCGACUUCCAGGCGCUCCAGCUCAUGUGGCGCAGGCAGAACAUCGUGGCGCAGGACCAAGCCAACUUCCAGGCCUUCUUCGCUCAGCUCACCGACACGCCGCGAGGUACCUUUGAUCUCAAGGGCAACACGGACGUCGUGGCCAAGACCGUGAUCGGAAACAUCCCUAUCGGUGGUAUUCCCUUCAACGUCACCACGACGCUCGCGGGUAUCAACAGCUUCAACGGUGUCACUACGCUCUCGGAUGUCAUGGUCAGCAGCGGUACGCCCGACUUCCUGUUCGUGCCGCUCAAGGUCACGCUCGAGAACCCGUCGAACCUCACUGUCUUCACCAACUUUGCGACGUUGCCGGUCAUCUACUCGGGUACCUACGUCGGUCGCGCCGAGAUUCCCGUGCUUGGUCUUAUCCCUGGAUCCAACCUGGUGCAGUCGUACUUCUACUACUCGCCCGCCAGUCACAACGAUUCGACCGCACAGAUGCUCCUCACGCGCUACGUCCAGCCCUCGGACUCGGAUGAGACCGCCCAGUCGUCGCCGCUUACCAUUGACGGUAGCGCUGGCAUCCUUGGCCGACAGAACCUGACGCCGUACGACUCGCUGCGACCCGCGCUCGCUGGUGUCAAACUGCAAACCACGCUGCAGGGUAUCGCCACCCGAAUUGUCACCGAGAUCCGAGUCUACCUCACUGCUCAGACGCUCAUCACGGGUAUUCCGAACCUCUUGGGUCUCCCCGGUGCGCCCCUGCCUGUAGUGGAGAUCGAGCUCUCGGCGCAGAACGUCCUCGACACCAAUUUGUACAUUGUGGCGUUGCAGACCUCGGCCAAGGUGGCUGGCUCCCAGCCCAGGAACGCGAACGACCCCGAUGCGCGCGUCUCGUACACGUUCCCCAGCCCGUACGAGGUUCCCUCCCGAGGCACAUCGAACUCGCCUAGGGUGCCCAACGUCGUUCUGCCCAAGGGUCUGGCUCGAUCGCUAGGCGUCAUCGGCAACAACCUGGACAUCUACAACAACCUGCCCGUGCGAUUGGGUCCUUCGGCAGGCAACAGCUACAACGCCGACGGUCUGCAGUACAACGAGUACAACAUUCCGACGCAGUACUUCAUCGAUGCCGGUGGAGGAAUCAUCCCGAUCACCAUCCCCAUCACGAACCUCACCGAUCUGAUCCCGCUUCUGCAGCAGGCAGGUGUCGAUGUGACGCAGCUGCUCGGCGGCGUGCUUGGCAACUUGCUGCAAGGCAACGUGAUCGGUGCGCUCGACAGUGCAGGCAAGGGUCUGGUGUGCACGCUUGCCAACCUGGGCAGUGGUCUGGGUCUCGGCAUCCUCAACCCGGUUCGUCAGCAGGCCAACUGUCCUGGCUUCUCGUCGUCGGUCACGAGCACGUCGACGAGCACCAACCCGGUGGCGUCGCUCUCGUCGGCGCUGACCAGCGGCGCAGGCGCCGUGACGAGCGCGCUCUCGUCCGGGGCGGCGCAAGUCACAUCGGCGGCCGCUAGCGUUUCUUCCGAAGCCGCCGCGGCGGGAUCGACCGCCGCCGCUGCCGCCUCGAGUGGAGCCGCUGCCGCCUCGAGCGCCGUGGCCAAUGCCGGUGGUGCCGUCUCCUCGGUCAUCGGCAACCUCGGCGGCCUCGGUCGUCGAGAUGAACCCCUGACCGUCCGCGCCGAACCCACGCACGCACCCAACUUCCAGCGCCUCUGGUAG